AUGGUGUACCCAUCCGCGGUCGAGCCGUCCCCCGGGACUGAUGCUUUCAAGCCAUUGACAAAUGGCUAUAAUGGCUUUCAUCAUACGUCCUCCUCAGAGCAGGCUAGCGACCAGGAGGACGCUGUUAUGAGUGAUGCUGAAAGUGAGACGUCUGAUUCUUUCCAUGUCGGCGCUAGUCAUAAUGCCGCCGCUCCAGAAAACACCCAUGGCGGCUCGCCAGCGACUGGGAACUCUAGUUAUGAUGAUUCAGAUCUUGAAAGCCAAGGUCGCCAUGGCCCGGGCAAUCGCUCCCCUACGUCGUCGUCACCGGACUCCAGUCAUGGAAUGAAACGAAAAUCAGCGGUCGAUGAGACAGACUACAUAAGACAGAAUCCGGAACUUUAUGGACUUCGCAGAAGUGGCCGCUCCAGGAACGAACGUCGCCAGACGAUUGUGGAUUCAGAAGACGAGGAGCCGAAAGCACCGCGUUCAAAACGAAGGCGUGUUGUCAAUUCGCAGCCACUAUCCAAAGGCCCAUCUCGCUCGGUAACUCGAUCAUCCCCCUCGGACUCAGACACUGACGAAUAUGGGGCUUCUUCUACACGCACAGCACGGCGACGUCAACUGCAAUCAUCCAUCGUUCGCCCCCCUGCUGAGGUGCGUUUCUCUAGCAGGAAUGCCACCAAGGUUGCAAAUUACAACGAGGAUUCUGAUGGAAUGUUCGAAGAGGAAGAGGAGGAUUUUACCCCCAAUGAUGUGGCUGCGGCACCGCAUUAUAAUGGCCCCGGAAUUGAUUCAGUCCUUGAUCAUCGUCUCAAAGAUGGAGUUGACCCGAAUAUCAGUGACUACGACAUCACUAUACGUGACUGCCAAUACUACAUCAAGUGGCAGGACCAAUCACACUAUCAUGCGACCUGGGAGUCUAGUGACGAUGUUAAAUUUCAUAGUGGCUUUCGCAGGUUGGAGAAUUACUUCAAAAACAAAGUCAGGACUGAUCUUUACAUGAAUAACGACCCUGACGUCGCUCCCGAAGAAAAGGAGAAAUGGAACCUCGAUCGUGAACGCGACAUCGAAUCUUUGGAGGAUUAUAAAAAAGUUGAACGUAUCAUCGGCCACCGCGAAGGGCUAGAUGAAACCGAGUAUUUUGUAAAAUGGAAACGGUUGAAUUAUGAUUCUUGCACUUGGGAAAGCGAUUCGCUAGUCAAGGACAUUGCUCUUGAUGAACUUGAUAAGUUCCUUGAUCGCAAUGACAAAGUUGUCACUUGCGAUAAGCGUGAAAUGAACCCUAGAACUAGAUCGCCACAUGUACCGAUCACGGGUUCGCCCGGCUUUUUGAAGAAUGGGCAAUUGAAGGAUUUUCAAGUUAAAGGGUUGAACUUCUUGGCUUACAAUUGGUCCCGGAAUCAUAACGUGGUCCUCGCUGACGAGAUGGGGCUUGGUAAGACAGUUCAAACCAUUGCAUUCAUCAAUUGGCUUCGUCAUGUUCGAGGACAGCAUGGCCCGUUCAUCGUUGUUGUUCCUCUUUCCACUAUACCUUCGUGGUCUGAAACUUUCGACAACUGGACCCCAGAUGUGAAUUACAUUGUCUACAGUGGCUCCAGCACAGCUCGACAGAUUAUCAAAGACUACGAACUUCUGAAGGACAGGAAUCCCCGCAAGCCGAAGUUCAACGUGAUGCUUACCACAUUUGAGUAUGCUAACAUGGACUUUGACUUUUUGCGUCAGAUCCCUUGGCAAUUCAUGGCUGUCGACGAGGCCCACCGUCUGAAGAACAGAGAAUCCAACCUGUAUGGAAACUUACUUGAUUUCAAAUCUCCUGCCCGUCUCUUGAUCACGGGAACACCAAUUCAAAAUAACCUGGCAGAGCUGUCUGCUUUGAUGGAUUUUCUCAAUCCUGGCCUAGUUGAGGUCGAGGUGGAUAUGGAUUUGAGUUCUGAAGCAGCGUCCGAAAAGCUUGCUAAACUACAGAACACUCUCAAACCCCUUAUGCUGCGACGAACCAAGUCCAAGGUUGAGACGGACCUCCCUCCCAAAACAGAAAAAAUUAUUCGCGUUGAAUUGUCAGAUGUUCAGCUUGAAUACUACAAGAAUAUUUUGACGAAGAAUUAUGCCGCAUUGAAUGAAGGAGCUAACGGUCAAAAGCAGUCAUUGCUCAAUAUCAUGAUGGAGUUGAAGAAAGCCAGUAAUCAUCCUUUUAUGUUUCCUAACGCCGAAGCGAAGCUUUUGGAAGGCAACACGCGCCGUGAGGAUGUCCUACGCACCAUGAUCACUAGCAGUGGGAAAAUGAUGCUCCUCGACCAGCUUCUAGCUAAACUCAAACGUGACGGUCACCGAGUGCUCAUCUUCAGCCAAAUGGUGAAGAUGCUUGAUCUUUUGGGUGAUUACAUGAGGUUUCGAGGAUAUCAAUAUCAGAGACUUGACGGGACAAUUAGCGCUGCGAAUCGUAGAGUAGCCAUGGAGCAUUUCAAUGCUCCAGAUAGCACUGAUUUUUCCUUUCUCUUGUCAACCCGAGCUGGUGGUCUUGGUAUCAAUCUGAUGACAGCUGACACGGUCAUCCUCUUUGACUCCGACUGGAAUCCCCAGGCCGACCUUCAAGCCAUGGCCCGUGCACAUCGCAUAGGUCAAACCAAACCUGUGAGUGUCUAUCGCCUCGUCUCAAAAGACACUAUCGAAGAGGAAGUUUUGGAACGCGCUCGAAACAAACUCAUGCUUGAAUUUAUUACUAUCCAGCGUGGUUUGACAGAAAAAGAUGCUCUUCCAGGAAAACAUGCUCGUGCUGUUGGAGAGCCUACUGGAACAGACGAAAUCUCGCGUAUUCUGAAGCGACGUGGACAAAAAAUGUUCGAGCAAACAGGAAAUCAGAAGAAACUUGAACAACUUGACAUUGACUCAGUUCUCGCAAAUGCUGAGGAACAUAAAACGGAACAGGCUGAAGGUUUAGAGGCGGAUGGAGGCGAGGAAUUCCUCAAAUCCUUCGAAUUUGUCGAUGUGAAGGUUGAUGAGAUGACCUGGGACGAUAUCAUUCCCAAAGAGCAACUUGCUGAGAUCAAAGCGGAGGAGAAACGUAAGGAAGACGAGCGUUACCUGCACGAAGUUAUUGAGCAAAACCGCCCGCGAAAACGCCACGCACCUACUGAUGCGUAUGAUGAGCGGGAGGAGCGGAAGGCAAAACGUCGAGCACGCGCCCAGGUGAAUAUAGAGACGGCUGACCAAUCUGAUUCUGAAUCUGAGGAUCCUAAACGCCCGCUAAGAGAGAAGGAACUUCGUCAUCUAAUCAGGGCUUUUCUGCGAUAUGGUGACAUUGAGGAACGGGAAGAAGAUGUCAUACGAGAAGCUCGUCUUACAGGACGUGAUAGGGACACCGUGAAAGCUGCUCUUCGCGAGAUUACUGAAAAGGCAUAUGACCUGGUUAGAGAGGAGAGAGAAAAACUUGAGCAACUAGAGAGGUCGGGCAAAACCCCCACGAAGAAAGAGAAGAAAGCGGUACUUUUCGACCAUAUGGGUGUUAAGCGAAUUAACGCCCAUACCAUGCUCGAACGCCCCGAGGAAAUGCGUGUUUUGCGUACCGCAACACAAGCAUUGACUGAUCAGACUAGCUUUCGGGUUCCAGAAGCAUCAAAGAAAGCCGACUACAGCUGUUCUUGGGGUGCGCGUGAAGAUGGGAUGCUUUGUAUUGGAAUUGUCCGACAUGGCUAUGGAGCCUGGCCGGAGAUCCGUGACGAUCCUGACCUUGGACUCAAUGACAAAUUCUUCCUUGAAGAGCACCGUGUCGAUAAAAAGAAUGAACGAGCCAAUGCUGAAGACAAAGGAACCAAGUCUCCUGGAGCGGUUCAUCUUGUUCGCCGUGCUGAUUACCUGAUCUCUGUUCUGAGGGAGAAAAGCUUGAAUGGGAAUAGUGCUACUGCUAGGAAGGUCGUCGAGAAUCACCACCGCAAGAAGGUCCAACUUGCUCAACGCCGACAACCAAGUGUGUCCGCAUCGCCUGCUCCUCAAAAUGGCCGAAAGGCCCAUCGUGAUUCAGAAAGGCCCCGACAGCGGUCGCAUACACAUGGCCCUCGUGAUAGUACCGAGCGUGCCAAUACUCCCAAAACCGACCCUCUCAGAUCCAGAACUGGCUCCGCUGCGGACAAGAUUCAUAAACGUAGUCAGAAUGGCGUACAUGAAGAUCGCACCCGACCUCGAAGCGCUAGCAUUACUGCACCCCCGGCAACGAUGGAAGAUUCCAUCUUCGAACCUAAAGUUCAUCUAUUGCAUAAGCUCCGUGAUGUGAAACGAAACUAUCCUGACAAAGAGGAGCGAGCUAAUGAGAUGCGUCGUCUUAUUCUGAAGAUUGGCAAUUUCAUUAAGCAACUCCUACGUAAUGAGAACUACCCUGGCUUGGAGGAUAGGCUUUGGGGACACGUUGUGAAGAACUGCUUUGCUUCCGGCAAGACCGACCUAAACUCUCUGAAAGUAAUGUAUGAGAGAGUCGUCGCCAAUAACAGAGAUACAGCUACCAUGGCCAGGUAG
This is a messenger RNA of Talaromyces atroroseus, 4488 nucleotides long. RefSeq lists its product as hypothetical. Gene Ontology annotation, biological process: nucleosome organization; regulation of transcription by RNA polymerase II. The record is from RefSeq and is a predicted model, not a curated record. NCBI's taxonomy places the organism in Eukaryota, Fungi, Ascomycota, Eurotiomycetes, Eurotiales, Trichocomaceae. The transcript has 2 exons. Gene Ontology annotation, molecular function: ATP-dependent chromatin remodeler activity; ATP hydrolysis activity; chromatin binding. Bases 1 to 4488 code for a protein of 1495 amino acids. Gene Ontology annotation, cellular component: nucleus; chromatin.